GCCCACUGCUGAGCGCUCAAUAUUUAUAACAAGGCAGACACCGCCAGCAGUUCUAGCAGUUCAACUUCGCCACCACCAAAAACAAGACUUUUUUUUAUUUUUUUUUUCCCUUUUCUCUUUAUACAUUCGGACCUCACGUUUCUUUGCUGGGGAAAAGCAAUUGUGACUCCAGCCCUUUCACGAGAGCAGGAUCUCAAGUUGUAGAAAUUACUGCCUGAAGAUGUCUGCGACUCUUCUAUCUGCUUUCUACGAUAUCAACGAUUUCUUUUGCAAGAACGAAAAGUCCCUGAACAACUACAAUAACUUUAACAGUAUGCUGGACAAGAAGGCAGUGGGGACCCCUGUAACAGAUUUUGGGCCGGGAUUUCUGAGACGGCACUCGACCAGCAACUUGCAGGCGUUGGCCAACAACUCGUCCGCCAAGUAUCCCAGUUCUUUCCCCAACAUCAAGGAGUCGAGCAGCACGGCCAUGCUGAACAAAGAGAACAAGUUCCGCGACCGCUCGUUCAGCGAGAGCGCCGAGCGCCAGCACCAGCAACAACAGCCGCCGCUCAGCCCGUUGCAUUUGGUCCAGCAACAACAGCAGCAGCAGAAGGCAGCGGCCGGCGGCCAAGUCAACUCCACCCGCUACAAGACCGAGUUGUGCCGGCCUUUCGAGGAGAGCGGCACCUGCAAGUACGGCGACAAGUGCCAGUUCGCCCACGGCAUGCACGAGUUGCGGAGCCUGACCCGCCACCCCAAGUACAAGACGGAAUUGUGCCGCACAUUCCACACCAUCGGCUUCUGCCCUUACGGACCCCGCUGCCACUUCAUCCACAACGCCGAGGAGAGGAGGCAGGCGCCCUGCAAUAAUAACGCCAUCAACUCCUUCCAUCACCACCAUCAGCAACAGCCCCGGCCCAAGCUUCACCACAGCCUCAGCUUCUCCGGCUUCCCCAGCGGCUCCAGCGGACUCGAGUCCCCACUGCUGGAGAGCCCGACCUCCCGCACGCCGCCGCCGCCGCCGCCUUGUUCGUCGUCGUCGUCCUCGUCCUCCUCCUCCUCCUCUUCGUCGUCCUCGUCGUCCUGCUCGUCCUCGUCCGGCUCCAACAUGUUCUGCGAGGAGCUGCUGUCGCCCACACUGCCAGUCUGCGCCAACAACGCCUUCACCUUCUCCAGCCAGGAGCUGAGUAACCUGCUCACCCCGCUGGCCAUCCAGACCCAGCAGCUCGCCGGAGGAGGAGGCUACAGCCAGCAGCAGCCCGCUAACGUCUGCCCCCCGUCUCCUCCUUACAUCCUGAACCACAUGCAGUCGUGCCUGCGGCGGCUAGCCGAAUCCCCGGUCUUCGAUGCCCCGCCGAGCCCCCCGGAUUCACUCUCCGACCGGGAGAGCUACUUGAGCGGCUCGCUGAGUUCGGGCAGCCUGAGUGGCUCCGAGUCCCCGAGCAUGGACCCGGGCAGGCGCCUCCCUAUCUUCAGCAGGCUUUCCAUUUCCGAAGAUUGAAGAGAGAGAGAGAGAGACACAUACAUACACACACACACAAACUCCACUCUUUAUUUAACAGAACUUUAUUUACGAAUUGCAAACAACAGCAACAACAAAAGAAAUCCUGCCAAGAAAAUGCCUUCGUUAAGGAAACAAAUAUUACAGGACUUGCUCUUUUCUUUGCCUUUUUAAAAAAACUUCAUUCCAAACUUUGUUGCAAGUUGAUCUAUUUUCCAUUGCCACCUAGUGGCCCGUUUGCCUUUAUAGAGACGAGAACUGUGUUGCAGAUUUUUUUUGUCGAGCACUCGUUCGUUGAGUUAGUUGUAAUUGUUGAAAUAACUGCUGAUUGUUAAAUUUUUUUUAGCUGUUGAGUUGUUGUGAUAGCACAUCGCAGCACAACUCGCUAUAAAACUAUUUAACUUAUUUAUUAUCUCAAGAAAGUAUACAUUGGUAAUUUGUUCAUACUGUAUUUAUCGCGUAUGAUGAAAACAAUAGAUAUAUAUUCUUUUAUUAUGUUUAAAUUAUGAUUGCCAUUAUUAAUCUGCAGAAUGUGGAGUGUGUUCUUUUCACAGUAAUAUAUGCCGUUUUUGUUUUGUAACUCACUUGGUUAUUUUGUAAAUGAUAAAAUCUUAAUUUAAGAGAUUGUAUGUAAUAUUUAUUUCAUUAAUUUUUUUCCUUGUUUACGAAAUGGACGAUUGCAUGGUUUCUGUUCUAGAAAUCACUUCUUGAUGCUGUGGAAGUAGUUAGGAUUGAAGAUGGUAGGCAUUUUUUAAGAAUGUAAAGUAAUGGGAUGUUAGACCGUCCAAAGUCAGUGGUUAAAACUUCAAGUAUCAGACUUUCAUGUGGCAUUCUUAAGUCAAAGUGGCAUCAUAAGUUUUUUUUUUGUUGUAUAAAUGACACUGUGAUAUUUUUAAAGAUAAAACAAUAAAGAGCCAAAAUAUGUAGCACCCUGGACCCAGUAUUAUAUUGACAGUGCCUUCAGGGUCCAGUUGCAGAGAGAGAGUUCUUUUUUUUUCUUAACCAAAAUAACAAGCUCAAGUUUCAGAACAAACAAGCAUUCCCUUUUAAAAGUAUUUUUUUUAUAAUUGGGGGAUGUCAGUUCUCUGAAUGUAAUAGUUUUGGAGGUGAACUUAAUAUGUGUAAAGCAGCCUAUCUUCCCAGAGAAAGGAGGAUGGGAAUGAUGGACAUUGCCACCACUUUGAUUAGUGAGGGGCCACCUCUAGGUCUGAACAGUUUUUUUUUUGCAGUAAAUCUGAAAUGUCUGGAGAAUGGAACUCUGGUUUUGGGUUUUUGUUUAUUCUGGGAUUUACUAUUAAACAAAAAAAGAAGGAAAAAAAUUUCAUUUUCCAAGACAGUGGGUAAAUGAUGGUAGGUUUAGUUUGUACAUAGUAGGUACAGAUAAUGAGCACUAUGUACUCUCUUUUGACUACUUUAACAGAAGUAUCCUUUGAAUGUAACAAAAGGAAAAAAAAACUUGUUUAAAAUACUUGGGGUGUCAGUUCACUACAGAUUAAGUGUGAGACUGUAAAAUUUGUACUGUAAAUUUUUUGUAGUUCUCCCAAUAAAAUCAUUUUUGAAGAAA
Molecule: messenger RNA, 3047 nt
Organism: Rhincodon typus (whale shark)
Lineage: Eukaryota; Metazoa; Chordata; Chondrichthyes; Orectolobiformes; Rhincodontidae
Gene: zfp36l2
Product: zinc finger protein 36, C3H type-like 2
Exons: 2
Coding region: 221-1483 (420 amino acids)
Molecular function (GO): metal ion binding; mRNA binding
Source: RefSeq, a predicted model, not a curated record